AUGUUUUCGAAAUUCAAGAAAACCGCUGAUCUGUCCACUGGCCUAAAUCAGCCAUUUCAGCCGGACGACUUGUUUAGGUUUGGUAUUCCUGCACCAGUGACGGCUCUGGCGUAUGACCCGAACCAGUCGCUGCUUGCGAUCGGUACGGCAGACGGUACGAUGGUUGUUUGCGGGCAGGGCGCAGUGCAGAUUGCUCUUGAAAUAGACCAACCAAGCCCAAUUCGUCAUGCGCGGCUCGUGAAAGGUAUUUACCUCAUUGCUGUAGAUUCUGCGAACCUUGUAACUGUGUGGUCGCUGGAUACGCUCGAGAAGUGGGGUGAAUAUCGUUGUGGCAACCCAGUCGCGUCAGUGUAUGCGGAUCCAGCAAUGGAUUGGCUAUUUAUUGGUUUGGAGAAUGGUCAAUCGAUUGCAUUUGAUCUCGAUCUUGGGAAAAUUUCUCCACUACGGAUUAGCUCCGUUCAGCAACAGGUUCUACCGAGAAGCCGAUUCAGCCCUGUCCUGGGGAUCAGCCUGAACCCGCGUGAUGCUGCCCAGCAGUUGCUAGGGUAUCGCGACUUGAUUGCAGUUUUCUCGUUGGCCACGAACGAGGUCUUAUUCCAUUGUAUCACCAAUAAUGCAAGUCAUGUUAGAUUUGUUUCCUGGCAUCCCAGUGGUAGCCAUAUUGUGUCUUACCACGAAAAUGGACAGCUCAUGUUUUACGAUGGAAAAACGGGAAAACAGUUGUGCACUCGCGAUACGCAUAUUCCCAACUCUUCUUUCUUGGCUUGGUGUUGCACGGAUGACCCUGACACGACAUUUUUGGUACUGGGAAACACCGAGCUAUAUAUUAUCAACUUUGGCAAAUCUCCAACCUACAACAUCACUAGCUACGACGGUAUGGGUAAGUUUUUCAGCAACGCCCCCGACAUGUUGGUUCAACUGCCGGACCAAAUUUCGGCGGCUUUGCCUUUGGCAAGAGGGAACCCGCACCAUAACUUUUACAACCCCGAGUGGAUAAUAGUUUCUUACAUUUCAGGGUGUUCUGAAGUUUACAGCUUGCCAGGCCUACAAUUGAAACGGAACAACUCUUACAUUUUGCCCCCGGCACUUUCUUUUAGUGCUGCGCAGCAUACAUUUGUAGGAUCAACGUCAAUGUCUCGGACCCAAUGGUUGGGAAUCAUGGCGGUAUCUCCGAAAACAGUUCUUCGAGGUGGUGUCCCAUCGCGCCAACGUCUGAGACGCUUGCCAGUAUGUACUGUGAUUAUCGUUGGCGGCAAAGAUGGAAGCGUCCGUUUGUUUGACGGUUCGCGGAGUGAACCAAACGACUUCCGCGUUGUUGAUGUGUCAAUCGCUGACAUCGUACCGAAUGCGGAUAUUAGUGUGUCCGGGGUAUCCUUUGCUGGAUCUACAGGCGAGCUGGUUGUUUCAGCAGGAACAGAUACCUAUUUGUUCAAAUUCGGUCGGAACCGUUCAGCCUAUGCAGAAUUUGUGCCUAGUGGUACACUGAUUCAGGAUAUAUCUCAGCGCUGCUCUACCCAUAUUCAACAAGGCUUCCUUCCUCAGUAUCUAAUCCCAGGACAGUCAAGGGUUAGCAUGGUUCACAACUCGAAUGUUGGAUUUGUAGUCAUUGGCUACGAAGAUGGCCGUCUCGUCGUCGUUGACAGACGAGGCCCCGCCAUUAUUUACAAUGAGGUCUUAGGUGAAGCCCCCACCUGUGCGGAAAUUGGAAUUGAAAUUGUUGGCCGAAAAGACUACUCCGCUCUGGUUCUUGCUGUUGGGACUCGAGCAGGAAACGUGCAUGUUUUCGAGAUUCUUCCCCGUCAAGGCGGCGGAUUCGUCCCUACAAAGUACGACGUCUGGAAUGUUGGAAGUGAUCCAGUCAUACAUAUUUCACACAUUGAUCUAGGCCGGGGUGCUCCUGCAGCGGCUAUGCCAGAGGUGCUACAAGAGCUUGCACGGUCUAUUAAAAUUGAGGGUGCUAUAUUGGCCGUCACAACUCGGGAUGCCCGUAUGUUCCAUGCUAGCUCUAAGAGGCCAAAGUUGGCACAUAAGCGCUUCAAUACACCUCUAACUUCUGCUUCGUUUGGGUUCUUGCGUCAAGGAGAUUCUUUAGCGCUGCUCACUUUGAAUGAACAAGCAAACGCAGGUAUUUACAGCAUUCCUGGAUUGAUGAAACUCAGCCAAUCACAUGUGCCCUACAAGAGCUGUCUAAAAGGCAGUAUUAUUACCGGUGUUGGUGAUGCGCUAGUUCAAAUUGAGGAAAAGUAUGCUGGUCUCAUGCAUAUCUGGGGUACUGGACAACUACCGAUAAUUAGCCAAGUCUACAACCCACUUAUCAAAACAACAGCCCGCCCUACUAUUACUGCUGUUCAGUGGGUCUCUGGCCGCCAGUAUGUAUCGAUUGAGGACCUUGACAAGGUCAUUGGCGGCAGACGGCGCGGAACAACCCGACGAGCCGGAGUCGACUUGGUGGAAAACUCAGCCAACGACCCCCCUGGUCCCAGUCUUGAACCAGCAGGCUAUGUUAGACCUCAAAGAGCUGCCGCAUCUUAUCAAGGAGGUGUACCUGCAAAAACGUGGGGUCAAACAUUCGACGACUAUUACGAUUCUGCAGGUCAAGCGGUCGGCGGACUGGCUGAUGACUUCCAAGAGAUGGUCAUGUCUGCUAAAAAGGACGCAACGUCCUCUAUUACAAAGUCUAUCAUCAGGAAGAAGAUGGGAUUUUAG
Molecule: messenger RNA, 2706 nt
Organism: Wickerhamiella sorbophila
Lineage: Eukaryota; Fungi; Ascomycota; Dipodascomycetes; Dipodascales; Trichomonascaceae
Product: Lethal(2) giant larvae SRO77
Exons: 1
Coding region: 1-2706 (901 amino acids)
Biological process (GO): regulation of protein secretion; establishment of cell polarity; regulation of exocytosis
Cellular component (GO): plasma membrane; cytoplasm
Molecular function (GO): myosin II binding; GTPase activator activity; syntaxin binding
Source: RefSeq, a predicted model, not a curated record